GGGGGAAAAAGAAGGCCGCGGCCGGCCGCCCCUCCCCUUUCGAGUGACUCAGUCGCCUCCGCCGCCGUUCGCGGUGCGGGCCCUGCAGGGGUGGGGGGCCGUGGAGAUGCCGCGGGUCUACAUCGGGCGCCUCAGCUACCAGGCCCGAGAGCGGGACGUGGAGCGGUUCUUUAAGGGCUACGGGAAAAUCCUCGAAGUGGAUCUCAAGAACGGGUAUGGCUUUGUGGAGUUUGACGAUGUGCGAGAUGCCGACGAUGCCGUUUACGAGCUAAACGGCAAAGAUCUUUGCGGGGAGCGAGUCAUUGUCGAGCACGCCCGGGGCCCUCGCCGGGACAGCAGUUAUGGUUCUGGACGCAGUGGAUAUGGUUAUAGAAGAAGUGGAAGAGAUAAGUACGGUCCUCCGACUCGUACUGAAUACAGAUUGAUUGUUGAAAAUCUGUCGAGCCGUUGCAGUUGGCAGGAUUUGAAGGAUUAUAUGCGUCAGGCAGGUGAAGUGACAUAUGCCGACGCGCACAAAGGGAGAAAGAAUGAAGGGGUGAUUGAGUUCAAAUCCUAUUCAGACAUGAAAAGAGCGUUGGAAAAGCUGGACGGGACAGAAGUAAAUGGUAGAAAGAUAAGGCUGGUGGAAGACAGACCUGGGUCCAGACGACGACGCUCUUACUCCCGAAGUCGGACUCAUUCAAGGUCUCGCUCUCGAAGCCGGCACUCUCGUAAAAGCCGGAGUCGUAGUGGCAGUAGCAAAAGCAGCCAUUCAAAAAGCAGGUCACGAUCCAGGUCUGCGUCCCAGUCCAGAAGCAAGAGCCGCAGUCGGAGCAAAAGCCGUAGCGGAGGCCAGAAGGAGAAAAGCCGGAGCCCAAGCAAAGACGACAAGAGCAGGAGCCGCAGCGGAAGCGCAGAGAAGCCCCGCAGCAAAAGCAAAGACAAGCCCGAGGAUGAGGUUCACAAUGACAAUGACAAACGGGCAAAGAGCAGGAGUCCCAGCAAGGAAAAGAGUAAGAGUAAAAGCAGGAGUAGGAGCGGUAGCAAAGAAAGAGCGGAAGAAGAGGAGAGGGGGAGUGUGAGGGGGAGUAGGAGUAAGGAGAGAGAGAAGAGCAGCAGCAAGGCCAGGAGCCGGAGCAAGGAGGGGAGCAGGAGCCGCAGCCGGAGCAAGAGUAAGGACAAAAGGAAAGGCAGGAAGCGGAGUAGGGAGCGGAGCAGGGGGGAGAGCAGGAGCCGCAGCAGGAGCGAGCGGAGCAAGAGGCGGAGCAAGCGGGACAGCAAGUCUAGCAGCAAGAAGAAAAAGCGAGAAGACCACGAGCGGUCCAGGUCUAGGUCUAGGUCCCGCUCUCGCUCCAAGGACAAGGAGCGCGCGAAAGCAGAGCCCGACAAAAAGGAAGCCAAAACCGAGGGUGAGGAAAUGGACACCCGUUGCAAAUCCCGGUCGAGGUCAAAUUCCAAGUCCAAGCAAAACGUCAAGUCGAAAUCCCGCUCCAGAUCCAAAUCUGUUUCAAAAACCAGGUCCCAGUCCAAAUCUAGAUCGAGGUCUGCCUCUAGAUCGCAUUCCCGAUCGAGGUCCAGGUCUCAUUCCAGAUCCUAAACUUGCUGCAACCCCACACUUAGAGCUCUAUGAGAGAGAGAGA
Euleptes europaea (tarantolino) is the source of this 1619-nucleotide messenger RNA. RefSeq names its product serine and arginine rich splicing factor 4 (gene SRSF4). Gene Ontology annotation, cellular component: cytoplasm; nucleus; ribonucleoprotein complex. Gene Ontology annotation, biological process: mRNA splice site recognition; alternative mRNA splicing, via spliceosome. Gene Ontology annotation, molecular function: mRNA binding. The coding region runs from base 107 to 1576 and encodes 489 amino acids. The transcript is spliced from 7 exons. The record is from RefSeq and is a predicted model, not a curated record. NCBI's taxonomy places the organism in Eukaryota, Metazoa, Chordata, Lepidosauria, Squamata, Sphaerodactylidae.